Molecule: messenger RNA, 8349 nt
Organism: Podospora anserina S mat+
Lineage: Eukaryota; Fungi; Ascomycota; Sordariomycetes; Sordariales; Podosporaceae
Exons: 4
Coding region: 1-8349 (2782 amino acids)
Source: RefSeq, a predicted model, not a curated record
AUGAGUCUCCCUCAAGAUGUCGAGUUUAGUCCAGCUAGGACCACCCUUCAUUGGGCCCAAAGCGACUAUGAUUAUGAUCAAGUUCAGUAUGCCGACUUUAGCCAAAUACAGGAAGCCAAAUAUGGAGAUCAUAAUCCCAGGGACUCGAUAGCCUCUCUCACCAACUCAGAGCCAUCAUCAGCCCCUCUCUCAAAGAACGCCAAGAAGAACAAGAAGAAGGCAGCGAAGAAGAAGGCAGCCAAGGAGGCUGAGAAGGAAGCCGAGAAGGAAGCCGAGCCACAACCCGAAGCCGAAACUGUGCCGACACCAGCCGCGGAGCCGACGCCGGAGCCGACAACGGAGGCCAAGGAGGAAGCCGAGGGGGAGGCUUCGGCCGCCAAGAAGAAGAACAAGAAGAAAAAGAAGAAGAACAAGAGCAGCGUCGAUUCGACACCUGCUACAUCUUCUGACUCUCUUGCCCCCGCUGCCGCCGAGCCAACAUCAGAAGCCCCUGCGACUGAAGAGCAACCCAAGGUUAAGGAGGUCAAGGAACGCAGUCUCGAGGCCCUUGCUGCUGAGAGCAAGCAGAACGAGGAGCCCAGGACUGAGGAGAAGGUUGAGGAAACCAGUGCCCCUGCUGCUGCUGCUGAGCCAACGCCUGUCGCCGAGGUGACUGGGACCAAGGAGACUGAAGCUCCCGCUGCUGAGGUCGCCACACCCGAGGUCAAGGAGGAGGAAAAGCCCACAGAAGAUGAUGCUCCCGCCGCUGAAGCUGCUGCUCCAGUAGAGAAGGUCGAAGAUGCUGCGUCCUCAACGCCCGCCCCUGAGCCAGAAGCUGCCGAGGAGGCUGCCUCCACACCUGCUGCUGACCCCACGCCAGCAGAGGCUGCCGCUGAGGUGAAGGAGGAGCCAGCUGCCGAGUCCAAGUCUGAGGACGUCGCGGAGGCGCCUGCUGCCGAGACAGUGGUCGAAGCCGAAAAGUCCUUCGCUGAGGUUGCGGCCCCAGAUGUUACUGAGGGUGCUGCCCCCGUUGUCAUUGAUCUCAAGUCUGAGCCUGAGGCUGAGAAGCCUCAAGAGGAGACCAAGGAGGUUGGGGCGUUCAAGGUUGAGGAGCCAGCUAACGAGGCUGAGAAGACCGAGGAGGAAUCCGCCCCUGUUGCCGACGCCACCCCAGAGCCUACGCCUGUUGAGCAGUCAACACCUGCUGAGGACGUCAAGCCUGCUGAGUCUGAGAAGACUGCCGAGCCAGAGGUUGAGCCUACUCCUGAGACCAAGGAGGAACCCGCCACUCAAGCUAAGGAGGAGCCAGUUGCCGAACCAGUCCCUGAGGCUAAGGAGGAGGCCGCUGCUGCCGAGCCAGUUAGCGAGGCCAAGGAGGAGCCUGCUGUCGCUGAGUCAGUUGCCGAAGCGAAGGAGGAACCUACUGUCGCCGAGCUUGUCACAGAGUCCAAGGAUGAACCAGUUGCCGAGGUCGCCAAGGAAGAGACUGCUGUUGAGACCAAGGAGGAGGCCACCCCUGACGUCAAGGAGGAGGUUGCCCCCGAGACCGAGGUCAAGGCUGAGGCUGCUCCCGAGGUGAAGGAGGAGCCCGCUUCCGAAGUCAACGAGGAAGCCGCUGCAGCUGCCCCUGAAGUUAAGGAGGAGGGUACCCCCGAGAUCAAGACUGAAGAGGUUGAGGUCAAGACUGAGGAUAUCCCUGAGGCGAAGGAGGAAGCCGCUCCUGAGGUCAAGGAGGAGGCUGCCGCUGAGGUUAAGGACGAGACUCCCGAGGUCAAGGAAGAGGCUGUCGAAAUCAAGACUGAGGAGGCUGAUGUCAAGAUUGCGGACAUUCCCGAGGCGAAGGAGGAGGCUGCUCCUGAUGCUAAUGAGGAGGCCACUCCCAAGCCUGCCGUUGAGGCCACCCUUGAAGUCAAGGAGGAGACUGCCACAGAGACCAAGGAAGAGGCUGUUGUGGAGCCUACUGCUGAGGUCAAGGAGGAGCCCGUCGUCGGCGCCCCCGCAGAGGCCAAGGACGAAGCCCCUGUUGAGGCUGUGCCUGAAGCCAAGGAGGAUGUUGCUGCUGAGACCAAGGAGCAGUCCACCUCUGACGAGAAAGACGAGCCUGUUGCUGAGGUUGAACAACCUACCGCUGAGACCAAGGAAGAGGCCGCCCCUGAGGCUAAGACUGAGGCUGUCCCAGAAGUCACGGAUGCCGUACCCGAGACCAAGGACGACGCUGCCCCCGAAGCCAAGAAGGAAGCUGUUGCUGAGCCCAAGACCGAGGUGGUCGAGGAGCCCAAGGAUGAGCCUGCUGCAGAGAUAACUGUGGAGGACAAGGAUGUAUCUUACGCUGAAGUUGCCGCUGCUGAGCCCGCCGCCGAGGCCAAGGAGGCUACUCCUGAGACCAAGGAGGAGACUGUCCCUGAGACCGAGGAGGAGCCAGCUGUCGAAGCCAAGCAAGAGCCUGCUCCCGAGACCAAGGAUGAGCCCGCUGCUGAGGCAAAGGAGGACACCACCACUGAGACAGUUGCUGAGUCCAAGGAUGAGCCAGUGGCUGAGGUCAAGGAGACUGCCCCUGAGCCUGCCGUUGAGGCCAAGGAGGAGCCAGUACCCGAGACCAAGGAGGAGUCUGUUCCUGAGCCUGCUGUUGAAGCUAAAGAGGAGGAUGCCCCAGAGCCAGCCCCUAAGACUAAGGAGUCUGCUCCUGAGCCCCCGGUUGCUGAAACCAAGGAGGAGCCUGCCGUUGAAACCAAGGAGGAACCUGCCGUUGAGGCUAAGGAUGAGCCAGCGGUUGAGACCAAGGAGGAGUCUUAUGCUGAAGUCGCCGCGGCUGCUGUCGAGACCAAGGAGGAAACCGCCACCGAGACAAAGGAUGAGCCCGCGGUCGAAGCCACGGAGGCUCAGGUUGAGGAGUCUGCUCCUGAGCCCGUUGUUGAGGCCAAGGAGGAGCUCACCCCAGCGCCAGUAGAGGAGGCGAAGGAUGUGCCUGCCGCGGAGCCUACUUCUGAGGUGAAGGAAGAAGCUGAGCCAACUUCCGUCGAGGACUCCAAGCAGGAGGAGCCCGAGGUCAAGGAGGAGUCCUACGCUGAGGUCGCCGCCGCUCCCGCUCCGGAGGAGACAGUCAAGGAGGAGAAGCCCGCAGUUGACCCGAGCCCGAGACUGCUGAGGAGCCUGCCAAGCCCGAGGAGGCCAAGGAGGGGGUCGCUGCUGAGCCUGCUGUCGAGAAGACUGCUGAGCCUGCUGCCGAGCCUGCUGCCGAGCCUGCUGAGGAGACUGUCGUCGAGUCUACUCCUGAGAAGGUCACCGAACCCGUUGAGGAGAAGUCUGCUGAGCCGGUUGCUGAGAAGGCUGUCGAACCAGUUGGGGAGAAGGUUACCGAAGCUGCCGAUGAGCCUGUCGCCGAGCCUGUCGCCGAGAAGGCUGCCGAGCCCGAAGCUGAGAAGGCUGCCGAGUCUACUGACGAGACCGUCGCCGAGCUCAAGGAGCAGGUUGCCGACACUGUUGCUGCGACUUUUUCUGAGCCAGCUGAUAAGGCUGCCGAAGAAGCUGACAAGUCGACUCCAGUUGUGGAGAAGACCGAGGAAGAGUCGGCCGCUGUUCAAGCUGAGAGUGCUUCCGUUGCUGAGGCUGUUCCAGCUGUCGAAGAAUCCGCCAAGGCUGCCGAGACCGUUGAGGAGAAGGCCGCUCCCGUCGAGGAGGCCCCGGAGACUACCCCUGAAGCCUGCAGCUGAAGUCAAGCCUGAGACUGAAACCGAAGUUGCUGCCCCCGCCUCUACUGAGGAGGUUGACAGCACCCCAGUUUCUGUCGACAGGGCUAUUGUCGAGGAGACUCCUGCUCCUGUCGAAGAGGUCGCCAAGGUCGAGCCUACUGAAGAGAUCAAGCCUGCCUCAACCGAGGACGCCAAGGUUGAAGUCGCUGAGACCAAGCCUGAGGAGACCAAGAUCGAAAUUGUCGAAGAGGCUCAGCCUGAAGUUGCCGAGACCGCCACUGAAGCUGUUGAGGAGACCAAGGUUCCCGCACCUGUGGAGGAGGCCAAGGCCGAGCCCGCUGAGGAGACCAAGACUCCCGAGCCUGUCGAGGAGGCCAAGCCUGCGCCAGUAGAAGAGGUCAAGGCUGAAGCUGUCGAAGACGUCAAGACUGAAGCUGCUGAAGCGCCCAAGGCUGAUCCAGUCGAGGAGGUCAACGCUGUUGAGCCGGUCGAGCAAGUUAUCGCCCCAGCUGCUGAGAGUGUCGAGGCACCCAAGGAAGAGUCCCAGCCUGAGCCAGUGGUCGAGAGAUCCCUUGUCGUCGAAGCUCCCGUCGAAGCUCCCAAGGAUGUUGCCGCUGAACCCGUGGUCGAGGCGCCUAUCGAAGCACCCAAGGAGGUCGUUGCUGAGCCCGUUGUCGCGGCGGCCAGAUCCCUUCCCGAGACUGUCGAGAAGGUUGAGCAGGAGGAGAGUAAGGACACCGUUGGGCCAAUCCCCAGCGAGAACAAGGAUGAGAAGGCUUCAGGUGAGGAACACCCAAUCCCAGUAUUGCUUGAUACCCCCGGUGGCUUGGCAGGAGAGGAGAUUUCAGAAUGCAUUUCGGAGCCAAAGGACACGGACACGGACUUGCAACAACCGGAUACCCAUGAUACCCCCAUUACCCAUGAUACCCAUGAUACCCAGGACGCGAGUGCGGCUAUUUCUUCUGUACACAACAAUGAUACCCUUGACACACCUAAUAUCGAUAAUACCCCUGGCGAGAAGGAGGUCGUCCCGGAGACGACCGAUGAGACAGAAGUCACGGUGGACGACAAGGAGGCUGUCAAGACAGUGGAAGAGGACAAGUCUGAUGUCACACCAUCGGACGAGGAUCUUGCGGCGGCGGAGUCCAAGGAACCGGCGUCUUCCAUCCAGGAGCCCGAGGCCAAGGACGACAAACCAGAGACUGAGGCAGCCCCCGAACCUGAAAUCGCCCACGCGGAGACGGCGCCAGUCGCCGAGGCCGAACCAGUUGUGGAGAGCACCCAGAUCGAAGAGCCCACCCUGCCAGAGGUGAAGACACCAUCCGCUGACGUUGAAGAAGCUCUGGAAGAACCCCCCUCUAGGACCAAGGAGCCCACUGAAGACUCCUCUCCUGUCGUCACUGAUGAUGCUAGCAUUACUGUGGAGGAAGCCACUCAGCAGUCUGAGGAGGAGAAGGAGCAGCCCAUCAUCGAACAGUCUAGCACCGAAACCCCUGCCGUUCAAGAAUCCGUCGAUGUCACCAGCACCCCAGAAGUUGAGAAGUCGGUGGUUGAGGAAGUUGCUGUUCCGGAGAAGGAGGAGGUUGCUCCCGAAGUCGAGUCUGUGGAGAAGACUGAGGAGGUUGAGCCAGUUGAAGUAUCAGAUGCCAAGGUCGCCCAGUCCGUCGACGAUGCUCAAGCCGAAAACGACAAGUCCGACAGCCCAGUUGCUGCUGUUGCGGUUGCUGCCGGCAUUGCUUCUGCUGCUGCUAUCGCCGCUACCGCCGCCUCAAUCGAGGAGCCUGCCGCUGUCGAGAAGGCUGUUGUUGAUGAGCCUGAAGUAUCCGAGAAGACUGAGGAGCCGAUCAAAGUUGACGAGCCUGUUGCUGUUGCCGAUAAGUCUGUUAUUGCCGAUGAACCUGCCACCACCGAGGAGAUUGUCAUUGCCGCUGCCGAAGAGCCUAUCGAGACUGACAAGCCCACUAGUGUCAGCGAAUCACGCAGCAUUGACGAGCCGCCCGUCUCUGUCGAGGAACAUGUUAAUGCUGAGCACGUCGUUCCUGCUGCUGCUGUUCCUUCGGAGAUCUCAGCCAGGUCUGUGGAGUCAGCUAUUGACACCGCUUCAGUCGUGGCUGAGAACGAGGCGCCCGUAGUCGUCCCGGCCCAGGAACCGGAGCAAAUCUCUGACGCUGCUUCUGAGGACUUUGUCCUGAUUGAAGCAGAAUCCAUCCCCAAGGAGGCAACCGAAGAGGAAGCGGUUCUCAUCGACCAAUCCAUUGCCUCGCUCAAGCAGGUCGCCAGUGAAGUCGAAACAGAAGCCCCUGCAGCAGCUGUUGAGGAGAAGUCCGUCAACGAGACGGUUGUGGAGCCUGCCGUCGAAGUGACUGCCCAACAAGCCGCCGAACCCGAUGUUGAGUCUACCACCAAGCCUGACGCCCCUAAGGAGGUGUCUGUGUCCGGCUUUGCCAUUCCUGUGGCUGCUGCCGCCGGAGCUGCUGCUUUCGGGGUUGCCGCCGUUGAAGCGACCAAGGAGGAGGCUCCAGUCACCGAACGCUCGCUCCCCAAGUCUUUGGCCCAGGUUGAGCGUGAUGACGUUGUUUCGGACUACGAUCCUAGAGAUACCAAUCUCUCAUUCGGUACACAGACAACUUACCCACUACCUACUGACACAUCUUUUACCUUGCCGACUGACACAACCUACACAUUGCCAACUGACACAUCAUUCUCGCUGCCUACCGAGAAGACUGCUUCCGAAUCUCUUUCCAGGGGUCUUACCUCGACUGAGGAGUCGAAGAAAGAAGAAACCUCUGAAGGCAAGUCUUUUGCUAAGGAACUCGCCCUUGGUGCAGGCGUUGUAGGUGCUUUGGGUGCUGCCACCGCCGUGGCUGCCCACACAGCUUCGGAUAAAGAGUCUAGUGAUGCGGUGAAGCGCCUGGAGGCGUAUGCCGCCAUUUUCGAUGACGAACCCAAGGACAAGGUCUCCAGCCGCUCUCUUCCCCAAGAUGGCGCCAAGAACACGACAAUCGAGUCUUCUGAGGCUGUAAGCGAGACGGUUCCGCUCACUGAAUCUUUCCACAUGGUGGACAAGAGGGACGGCCAAGAGGUGGCGAGGGGUGGUGUAGAGGCGAAGAGUGAUGGUGAGGACAUUGUUGCCGCGCGGCCUGCUAUUAUUGCUGUUACUUCUGCUGGUCCCAAGGAAACGAUAACUGACGAUGCCGUUCUUACCACUCAAAGGUCAACAAUUCCAGGAUCCCGAGGACCCGAUGAAACCCAAGGAGAAGAAGUCAUUGUUGACUUCCGUGUACCCACCCCUGCUCUUAUUCUUCCUGACCUCAAUGACCCUGUGGCUCGCGAGUUAGGCCGGAUGCGCAGUUUGCGCCGGCAGCGCAGAAACACGAUCAAGCAGGCGGAAGAGAUGGUGGCAGCCGCCGUCGUCUUGUACGCCACAGCCGAUAUUCUCAGCCCGCCAGGAAGUCCGACAACCGAAAAUCCAGGAGCCGAUGUCCUUGGUCUAACCGAAAUGCAUUCUGACGUGAAGGGGAAAGGAAAGGAGGUGCAAGUGUUUACCGAUGGAGAAAGAGGGAGGCGCAGAUCGAGGGACGAGCAAGAAAUUUCUGCUCUCGUGACUGACCUCUCAGCAGACAAAGACAGGUCGAGGACUGAUGAAGGCAGACGAAGACGCCGUAGCCAUCACUCGAGCCGCUCUUACCGUGAUCUUGAAAGCCGUGAUCGUGACCUUGGUGAUGCUCACGACUAUCGAGAUCUCAGCAAGGACGGCUCGCGGCACUCUUAUUCUCGCCGCCACCGAUCCGAGAGCUACAAUUCGUCUCGCUCUCUUGGCGCUGAUGAGCGCCCUCGCACUCCUCCCGCACAAGACAAAGACAGCAACUAUCCUCCUGAACACCGAAGCCCUCGCAAGCAACGCACACCCGAGGAGCAGGCUGCUCACGACAAGCGAAAGGAGGAGCGCCGCCGUCUCCGUGAACUCGAGAGGGCCAGGGAGGAGAUACCAGCUUCUCCCACCUCGCCAGCCAAAGAAGAGCGCGUCAAGGAGAGAUCAGCACCCCGUCAACGAUCUGAGCGUGAUCUUUCCGAACGUGAUCGUUCUGAUCGUGACCGCGCUGAACGCUCUGAGCACCGCCGUCGUCGCCAUAGUCACAGCCGCGCCAGCGUGGAGUUUGAUGUGCCAUCUUCCAGCAGGAAGACGGAGCCCGUCUUGAACUCCAGAGAAGGGGUGUCCAUGCCACCUUCAGCUUCCAGGACAUUUCCACCCGAACUCAAGCGCUCCAGCACUGGUCGCAGCUCCAGGGCUCGCAGGUCCGAGAGAUCAGAGCGGUCAGAGAGGUCUGAUGACCGACUGGCUCGUGACGACGAUUAUCGACCCAGCAGCCGAGAGCACCGCGAACAUCGCGAGCCUAGAGUACGCAGGUCCGAGGAUCGGAUUGUUCGUGACGAGGAGGUCCCCCGGCCAAGAAGCAGCAAGAGAUCAACAGCCAAUGUGCUUGACACUAAAGAUUCGGCCGCCUCUGUCGGCGAGGCUUCCAUCAGCAAGGGUGCCGCCUCGAUCAGCAGCACUGGCGAGCACGAGUCAGCGUCUCACCGAGCAAAGAGGCAGGAGAAGCGCGAGAAGGUGCGGGAGAGCGAGACCAAAGAGAAGGGCGGUAUUCGUGGUGCUUUCAAGCGUCUUUUCACGAGAGGUUAA